CCGAGUCAUUCGCCGCGAAUUUUUGCCUCGACCACAACGCAGUCUUCAGAACCGCGCUACCGAACCCGAGAAUUUCCAGAAGCAAAUCGCAUUAAAACGCGCUAAUUGACAAGCCGACAGUGUUAGCAAAAAACGAAAAGAGAAUGAAGCCCACCAACAACUCGACGCUGGAAGUCGUUUCCCCGAAAGUGCAGGUUGAUGAUGAGUUCAUUACAACCGACUACGAUUACCAGACAUCGCAUGUCAAGCGUACCGCCGAUGGACAGCUACAGGUGCACCCCCAAACGACAUCACUUAAGAUUCGCACUGGUCGCCAGGUGCCCAAGCUGGGCGUGAUGCUGGUGGGAUGGGGCGGCAACAACGGCUCCACGCUGACCGCCGCCCUGGAGGCCAAUCGCCGCCAGCUGAAGUGGCGCAAGCGGACGGGCAUCCAGGAGGCCAACUGGUUUGGCUCCAUCACCCAGGCCUCCACCGUGUUCAUCGGCUCCGAUGAGACCGGCGGCGACGUCUAUGUGCCCAUGAAGGAGCUGCUGCCCAUGGUGGAGCCCGACAACAUUGUCGUGGAUGGCUGGGACAUCAGCGGGCUGCACUUGGGCGACGCCAUGCGCCGCGCCGAGGUCCUGGACGUGGCUCUGCAGGAUCAGCUGUACGAGCAGCUGGCCCAGCUGCGGCCUCGGCCCUCCAUUUACGACCCGGACUUCAUCGCGGCCAACCAGUCGGAUCGGGCCGACAAUGUGAUCCGCGGAUCGCGACUGGAGCAGUACGAGCAGAUCCGAAAGGACAUCCGCGACUUUCGCGAACGCAGUGGCGUGGAGUCCGUCAUCGUGCUGUGGACCGCCAACACGGAGCGCUUCUCCGAUGUCAAGGCGGGACUGAACACCACCAGCCAGGAGCUCCUCGCCUCCCUGAAGGCAAACAACUCGGAGGUGUCGCCGUCCACUAUCUUCGCAAUGGCCAGCAUCGACGAGGGGUGCACGUACAUCAACGGAUCGCCGCAGAACACCUUUGUGCCCGGACUCAUCCAGUUGGCCGAGGAAAAGAAGGUCUUCAUUGCCGGCGAUGAUUUCAAGUCCGGCCAGACGAAGAUCAAGAGUGUGCUGGUGGACUUCCUGGUGGGAGCUGGAAUCAAGCCGGUGUCCAUCGCCAGCUACAAUCACCUGGGCAACAACGACGGAAAGAAUCUGUCCGCUCCCCAGCAGUUCCGCUCCAAGGAGAUUUCGAAGAGCAACGUAGUGGACGACAUGGUGGCCUCCAACAGGCUGUUGUACGGACCCGAGGAGCACCCCGACCACGUGGUGGUCAUCAAGUACGUGCCCUACGUGGGCGACAGCAAGCGGGCCAUGGACGAGUACACAUCAGAGAUCAUGAUGGGCGGCCACAACACCCUGGUGAUUCACAACACGUGCGAGGACUCGCUGCUGGCCACGCCCCUGAUCCUUGACCUGGUGAUUCUCGGGGAGCUGAGCACACGCAUCCAGCUACGCAGCGCGGAGCAGUCCGCCCCGUGGGUCCCCUUCAAGCCGGUCCUCUCCCUGCUGAGCUACCUGUGCAAGGCGCCUCUGGUGCCACAGGGUUCCCAGGUGGUCAACUCGCUCUUCCGCCAGCGCGCCGCCAUCGAGAACAUCCUGCGCGGAUGCAUCGGUCUGCCACCCAUCUCACACAUGACCCUGGAGCAGCGGUUCGACUUCGCCACCAUUACGAAUGAGCCGCCCGUAAAGAGGGCCAAGACCCUGGGCCAGCCCUGCGCCGUGGAAUCGGCAACCAAUGGCAAGAAGAUCCAAGCCAAUGGACACAGCAACGGAUCCGCCAAGCUGGCUGCCAACGGGAAUGGCCACUGAUGCGGGGCACUUACAGGAAAUUGAUUUCCCAUCGGAAAUAUAUAAUUUGAAUAUAUAUGGUUUUAAUUGGAUAAAUUACAAACUAGGCUUAAGCUAUUAUUACUAACUGAAUCGUUAAAAUACAAAAAGGCUUAAAGGACACUUGUCUGUACCACAAA
Messenger RNA from Drosophila elegans, 1996 nucleotides. RefSeq names its product inositol-3-phosphate synthase (gene Inos). Gene Ontology annotation, biological process: inositol biosynthetic process; phospholipid biosynthetic process. Bases 144 to 1838 code for a protein of 564 amino acids. The transcript is spliced from 5 exons. Lineage: Eukaryota; Metazoa; Arthropoda; Insecta; Diptera; Drosophilidae. Gene Ontology annotation, cellular component: cytoplasm. The record is from RefSeq and is a predicted model, not a curated record. Gene Ontology annotation, molecular function: inositol-3-phosphate synthase activity.